Cynara cardunculus var. scolymus (artichoke) is the source of this 674-nucleotide messenger RNA. RefSeq names its product lysine-rich arabinogalactan protein 18-like. Lineage: Eukaryota; Viridiplantae; Streptophyta; Magnoliopsida; Asterales; Asteraceae. The record is from RefSeq and is a predicted model, not a curated record. The coding region runs from base 1 to 585 and encodes 194 amino acids. The transcript is spliced from 2 exons. Gene Ontology annotation, cellular component: plasma membrane.
AUGGAUCGGAAGAACGCUCUUGUUCUAGUGUUCAUCGGCAUCAUUGUCGCUUCAGUUGGAGGUCAAGCUCCGGCCGCGUCUCCGACAAAAACUCCAUUGCCUACUGUCACCGCUCCUGCUGCUUCACCUUCUAAUGCUGACGCACCGAAAGCACCGACAUCAGCACCUACCACAGCUCCGGCAAAGAGCCCUGAUACAGCUCCUCCCACCGCCGCUGUUCCUGCUCCUGCGUUAUCGGCUCCUCCUGCUAAGACACCGGUGACCUCGCCUCCGGCUGCAGAGCCGGUGAGUUCUCCAACCACAUCGGUUCAAUCUCCACCUGUUCCUGAACCGGUUAGUUCACCGAUCUCAUCCCCUCUGGCUCCAGCACCUAGCAAGAACAGAACUAAAGAAAAGAAGCAAAAUGCACCAGCACCGGCACCAGGAGCAGCUGCUCCUAGCGAAGCUCCUGUAACGAGCACCGAUUCUCCUUCUCCCGGUCCGUCUGCUGCCGUCGCAGACGAGAGUGGAGCAGAGAAAUUGAAGAUCGCACAAAUGGUGGUCGGCGGCUUGAUAUUGGGAUUGGCUGGCUUCAGCUGGCUCUAGAGCGGCUGGCUUGAGACUUGUUUUUCCCAUUUCAAAUUUUAUUUAUUUUUACCAUAUGAUAUUAUAUUUCCUUUUUUGUUUUAAUUUGG